GCAGCGACGCUCCGUGGCGCGGCGGCCACAGAAAAUCAGCAGGGGCCGAAGGAAGGAACACUCCACCUUCUCUUCUCCGCUUCGUCUUCCUCAGCCCGUUACGCUGCCGCUGCUCCGCUUCGUCUUCCUCUUCCCGUCCCAGUCUCCGCCACUGCCUUUGCCUACCCAUCUCCGACGCACUCCUCCGCCACCAUCCUUGCCUCCGCACCGCCACCUGCCCACUGCCUCGUCCUCUCAGAUCCGCCGCCCCGCGCGGUCGCCGCUCCCGCCUCGUGGCCCCCAGAUCCGCGCCCGGAGCUCACACGCCGCCUCCGGGAUCCGCCACUGUUGCACCAGAUCCUCUCCGGUGGGGAUCCUCCGCCCGAAGCGCCCCGACGCGCCGUCCAGCUUUUAUUAUUCUGCCACAGUACUCUUGGCGAAGCAAGGUUGUGUAUAUUUGCGGUGUCUACUUAAUUCUUGUGUCCGUCAAUAUAAAGCCACUGGAGCAAAGGACGCAUGGAAUUUACCCUAUGAAAUAAAUACUCCCAUAUUGGUCUAUACAUUCACCUAUUGAACUUCACAAUGCUGAAUGUUAUUCUUAGACACACCUAUAUGGUGUUCUUGCCAUUUACUUCUGUGUUUCUGUGCCUCGGAAAUUUUAAGAGCGCUGGUGUUACUUGUGAUGCUCUCUAAAUUUGGACCAUGGAGCAUUCACUGCUUAGUAGAAGGUUCCCAACCGACCCCAAUGAGUAUAAGUUAUCUGAGGAAAUUGGAGAAGGUGUUAGUGCCACAGUAUACCGAGCUCUUUGCGUCCCACUUGAUAUCUUGGUUGCCAUCAAAGUUCUUGACCUUGAGAAAUGCAACAAUGACCUGGAUGGGAUAAGACGAGAGGUGCAAACGAUGAGUUUGAUUGAUCACCCAAAUCUUCUCCGUGCAUAUUGCUCGUUUACAAAUGGGCAUCAGCUUUGGGUUGUCAUGCCUUAUAUGGCUGCCGGAUCCGCCCUCCACAUUAUGAAAACUUCUUUUCCAGAAGGAUUUGAUGAGCCGGUCAUUGCAACUCUUUUGUGGGGAGUUCUGAAAGCUCUCGUCUACCUACACUCUCAUGGGCAUGUUCACAGAGAUGUAAAGGCUGGAAACAUUUUAAUAGAUACAAAUGGAGCUGUUAAGCUCGCAGACUUUGGAGUGUCAGCUUGCAUGUUUGAUACUGGAAAUAGGCAAAGAGCAAGAAAUACAUUUGUUGGGACCCCUUGCUGGAUGGCUCCUGAAGUAAUGCAACAACUGCAUGGUUAUGAUUACAAGGCUGACAUUUGGUCCUUUGGGAUAACUGCAUUAGAACUAGCACAUGGUCAUGCUCCAUUUUCAAAGUACCCUCCAAUGAAGGUGUUGCUUAUGACCUUGCAAAAUGCACCACCAGGUCUAGAUUACGAGAGGGACAAGCGGUUUUCAAAGCAUUUCAAGGAUUUGGUUGCUACAUGCUUAGUCAAGGAUCCACGCAAGCGACCUUCUUCAGAAAAGCUCUUGAAACAUUCUUUCUUUAAGCAUGCACGAUCAGCUGAAUAUCUAGUACGGAGUAUUCUUGAUGGCCUCCCUUCGCUGGGUGAACGGUUUAGGGAAUUGAAGAGCAAAGAGGCUGAGUUACUUCUCAAUAACAAGCUUGGUCCAGAGAUCAAGGAGCAGCUAUCACAGAAAGAGUACAUACGAGGCAUCAGUGGUUGGAACUUCAAUCUAGAGGACUUGAAAAAUGCAUCUGCCCUUAUAGACAGUUCGAAUGGCACUUGUCAUUUAGAUGUCAGGGAUAACAAAGUUAAGGAUGAUUCACAAGAUGCUUAUAGUGAGCCAAAACAUAAUUACCAGGAAAGGGACAAUCGUGUUGCUUCUGGAAGGCCUGAAGAGGAUGAGAUACAAGAAGUUGAAGAUUUGAAUGAUGCUCUCUCCUCUUCUUUUCCAAGCCGCCCCAUUGAGGCACUAAAAUCUUGCUUUGAUGUCUGUGGUGCUGACGAACCCGACCCUACGGCUACUGAUUUGAGGGUGCAACCAAGUGUCGGCUAUGUAGCUGUGCAGCAGUUCCCAAAAAUUGAGCAUCGUAAAAGUGCCAACUGCAAUGGUGAAAGUUUGGAAAGAGGUGUUUCUGUACCCUUUAAUCUGGGCAUGAGUGGAUGCCACAAGCAUUCUAGUGGUUCUUUGAUACCGGAGCAAGUUCUUUCUCCUUACAUGAAUGUUGAUUCAGGAAGGGAUGAGUUUCGUCAGAAAAAUCCAAGCAACAGGAACUGUAGUGGCCCUUUAUUAUUCCGCCAAAUGAAGGAUUCACGCACCCAUCUUGCUGUUGCACCUGAGGAGUCAUCAGAAGGGAAGUUUGUCCGUCGACGGGGGCGUUUUCAGGUUACGUCAGAUAAUGUUUCUCAAAAGGUAGCUUCAGCAGCAUGCAGCAGCAGCAGUACAAAUCUACCAAUUGGAGCAACCCGCCCCUACCACAAGUCCUCUGCAAUUUUAUCAACAUUGCAAUUCUUGAUGCAGCAAAAUACUAUGCAAAAGGAAGUGCUAAGUAGACUGAUUUCUUCAAUUGAGGAAACAUCUGAUGCUUCUGAAGCAAGUAUAACUGGUUCAUCUCAGUCUUCUGGAGCACCUGUCAGAGAAAAGGAGUUGCAGUCAUAUGUUGUCCAUUUGCAGCAAAGCAUCGCUGAACUUGCUGAGGAAGUGCAAAAAUUAAAGCUCCGAAACAAUCAGCUUGAGCAGCAGAUCAACGCAUUGUCAAAAAAGGAUGAAAGGUUGCAAAAAGAGGAUACCCAACAAUGAUGAUAUGCCCCUUUUACCCCCAUUGUACAAUUUAGUUCCCCAAUUUUGAAAUUGGUCAGAUAAUUUAAUUGUAUUUUUUUUUGAAGUCAGGACCCUAUCAUUGUAAUUUGUAAGUAUUUAGCAAAGAUGACAUCAUAGUAAUUUUGAGUUGUACAGCUUUGCUUGGUGGGAAGGAAUAUUUUUCUUUCGUUUAAGGUAAAAUACUUUAUAUGCCGAACA
Messenger RNA from Phragmites australis (common reed), 2991 nucleotides. RefSeq names its product serine/threonine-protein kinase BLUS1-like. The record is from RefSeq and is a predicted model, not a curated record. The coding region runs from base 682 to 2772 and encodes 696 amino acids. NCBI's taxonomy places the organism in Eukaryota, Viridiplantae, Streptophyta, Magnoliopsida, Poales, Poaceae. Gene Ontology annotation, biological process: protein phosphorylation. Gene Ontology annotation, molecular function: protein serine/threonine kinase activator activity; protein kinase activity; ATP binding. The transcript is spliced from 21 exons.